CCACUCUCCACCCUCCCGCUUUCACUCUUGACGAUCAAAGUCGAGUGCCGAACCGGAAGAUCAAUCCAGUGAGCAUCGCCAACAAUGGGUCGUCCAUCCGGGGUCGUCGGGCGUACGCAGCUCAAACAGGAUGACCUAAUGCGCAUCCAGACGCUGUCGCGCGACGCGCGCAUGGGCCCGUCCGAGAUCCGCCGCGUCACGGGUUACUCGAUUCACCAGAUCAAGUACGCGCUCAAGAAGAAGACGCCUACGGUUGGUAAGCGGUCGGGGAGGCCCAGGAAGGGCGAGGUGGCUCCCAGGAAAAAGAAGGCCGCUGAGGCGGGCGCGGCCGGGGACGGGACCGCGGCCGGGGACGGGCAAAUCGAGCAGCUGGGUCCUCCGGUGAACCAGGAUGAGAGCGCCGAGGCCGGCGAAGGGAGCGGGGAGCUGAGCGUAGAGUUAAAUAACCAAGCGCCCGGGCAAGUUGGGCCGCAAGAGCUCGGGCGACUCGAUGAUGGGCAGCAGCACGUGCCCGACCAAACUCACCAACAACAGCAAUACCAACAACUCCAACAAGCACAGCAAUCGCAGCAGCUUCAACAACAAGAGCAGCAACAAAGACAGCCAGAUCAAUACGGUCAAGCAUUUCAGCCCCCUCAGCCGUGAGCAGCACCCGACGUAGAACCGAGGAGUCUCAAAGGGGUGAGAGAAGGCAAAAAUGUGUCAAAGAUCUGUGCCUGUCCAAAUUAGCUGGCUAUAAUAAUUAAGCGUAAUAACUCGGGAUUCGGCAGACUCGUUUGUCAGUUUCGGAAAGUAGCAGCAGAUUGCUGGUCUAUGCCGUUGUCAAGCAGCUGACCAAGGUCUACUUUCGUUCUCUGUAACCCAGAGUUGGAAAUUAGUGCAGACUUCAGAAGAAGAGUAUCUCAUAUCUGUGUUGAGAGGUGGUGAUCAUUUUCCUCGGCCGAUAUCAUUUACUCCGAUUGCUUUCUAGGUACAUACAUUUGCGAGGAUACCCUCUGGCCGCGGCUCAGUCGAUC
Thermothelomyces thermophilus ATCC 42464 is the source of this 1016-nucleotide messenger RNA. RefSeq lists its product as uncharacterized. The transcript has 2 exons. Bases 85 to 645 code for a protein of 186 amino acids. The record is from RefSeq and is a predicted model, not a curated record. NCBI's taxonomy places the organism in Eukaryota, Fungi, Ascomycota, Sordariomycetes, Sordariales, Chaetomiaceae.